Messenger RNA from Pipra filicauda (Wire-tailed manakin), 2619 nucleotides. It is a transcript of the gene PLA2G4A, whose product is annotated as phospholipase A2 group IVA. The transcript is spliced from 18 exons. Bases 105 to 2411 code for a protein of 768 amino acids. Gene Ontology annotation, cellular component: Golgi apparatus; nucleus; cytosol. Gene Ontology annotation, biological process: glycerophospholipid catabolic process. Gene Ontology annotation, molecular function: calcium ion binding; calcium-dependent phospholipid binding. The record is from RefSeq and is a predicted model, not a curated record. NCBI's taxonomy places the organism in Eukaryota, Metazoa, Chordata, Aves, Passeriformes, Pipridae.
AAGGAUCUUUCAUACUGAACUCUGCUCUGAAAAACAAGAAAGCCUCUCCUCUGUGGAAUUGAAAUAAAUAUUUGACAGUUGCCUUGAAUAAAAAUUAAGCAAAAAUGUCUAUCAUAGAUCCUUACCAGCACAUUGUGGUGGAGCACCAGUACUCACACAUAUUCACUGUGACAGUAAGGAAAGCCACAAAUGUCACCAAGGGAGCCAUUGGUGACAUGCUUGACACUCCAGACCCCUACGUGGAGCUGUUCAUCCCGACCGCCCCCGACUGCAGGAAGAGAACGAAACAUUUCAACAACGACGUGAACCCCGUGUGGAACGAGACCUUUGAGUUCAUCCUGGACCCCAACCUGGAGAAUGUCCUGGAGGUUACUCUGAUGGAUGCCAACUACGUUAUGGACGAGACUCUUGGCACAUCCACAUUUCCCAUCUCUUCUCUGAAACUGGGAGAAAAGAAGGAGGUCCAGUUGACUUUCAAUGAUGUCACAGAAAUGACUUUGGAAUUGUCUCUUGAAGUAUGCUCUUCCACAGAUCUCCGGUUCAGCAUGGCCCUGUGCGAUGAGGAGAAGAAAUUUCGGCAGCAGAGGAGAGAUAACAUCAUGCACAGCAUCAAAUCAUUCCUAGGAGAGGAAAACAGCAAGAACUUGACCACUGCCCGUGAUGUCCCAGUCAUAGCGAUCCUGGGCUCGGGAGGUGGAUUUCGUGCCAUGGUGGGGUUUGCUGGAGUCAUGAAAGCACUUUAUGAAUCCGGAGUUUUGGACUGUGCCACUUAUAUUGCUGGGCUCUCUGGAUCCACCUGGGUGGAGAAUUCCUUUCCUGGCAGGAGAGACAGGUACAUGUCAACUUUGUACUCACACCCAGACUUUCCAGCAAAGGGCCCAAAAGAGAUCAAUGAAGAGCUGAUGAACUCUGUGAGCCACAACCCCCUCCUGCUGCUCACUCCUCAGAAAGUGAAACGCUACAUCGAAGCCCUGUGGAAUAAGAAGAGUUCAGGGCAGCCUGUCACCUUCACGGAUAUCUUUGGAAUGCUGAUAGGGGAAACACUUAUCCAUGAUAGAAUGGACACCACUUUGAGCAACAUGAAAGAGAAAACCAAUAAUGCCCAGUGUGCUCUGCCACUCUUUACGUGUCUCCAUGUGAAACCAGACGUGUCAGAGCUGAUGUUUGCAGACUGGGUGGAAUUCAGUCCCUAUGAGAUUGGUAUGGCCAAAUAUGGCACUUUUAUGUCUCCUGAUCUGUUUGGCAGCAAGUUUUUUAUGGGGACAGUGGUGAAGAAGUACAAUGAAAAUCCCUUGCAUUUCCUCAUGGGUGUUUGGGGCAGUGCAUUUUCCAUAUUAUUUAACAGAGUGCUUGGUGUCUCCAACUCUCAGAAUAAAGGUCCCACCAUGGAAGAAGAAUUAGAAAAUAUCAGGCUAAAGCACCUCGUAAGCAAUGACAGCUCAGACAGUGAAGAUGAAUCACAGCAUCCAAAAGGCACCGGGAGCGCCGAGGCCCGGCCGGAGCAGCAGGAGAGCGACCAGGAGAGGAGCCAGGAGAGCAGCCAGGAGAGCUGGGUGCAGCGCAUGCUCAUGGCCCUGGUGGGGGACAGUGCCCUCUUCAACACCCGGGAGGGCCGUGCUGGCAAGGUGCACAACUUCAUGCUGGGGCUGAACCUCAACAGCUGCUACCCCCUGUCCCCCCUGGCAGAGCUGCUCACCCAGGAGUCCGUGGAGGAGGACGAGCUCGACGCGGCCGUUGCAGAUCCUGAUGAGUUUGAGAGGAUCUAUGAGCCACUGGAUGUGAAGAGCAAGAAGAUUCACAUUGUGGACAGUGGGCUGACGUUUAACCUGCCAUACCCCCUCAUCCUGAGGCCUCAGAGAGGCGUCGAUCUCAUCAUCUCUUUUGAUUUCUCAGCAAGGCCAAGUGAUUCCAGCCCUCCUUUCAAGGAAAUUCUGCUGGCUGAGAAAUGGGCUCGAAUGAACAAGCUGCCUUUCCCCAAAAUAGACCCCAAUGUGUUUGACAGAGAGGGCCUGAAGGAGUGCUAUGUGUUCAAACCAAAGGACACCUCUUCAGAGAAGGACUGUCCCACCAUAAUCCAUUUUGUCUUGGCCAACAUCGACUUCAGGAAGUACAAAGCUCCAGGAGUUCCCAGGGAAACACAGGAAGAGAAGGAUUUUGCAGACUUUGACAUUUUUGAUGAUCCAAAUACACCUUUCUCUACCUUCAACUUCCAAUAUCCCAACGAGGCUUUCAAGAGGCUCCAUGACCUGAUGGAGUUCAACACCCUCAAUAACAUAGAUGUGAUCCGGGAGGCCGUGCUGGAGAGCAUCGAGUACCGCAAGGAGAACCCGUCGCGCUGCUCGGUGUCCCUGAGCAGUGUGGAGGCCAGGAGGUUCUUCAACAAGAGCCACCUCAACAACAACCACACGUAGAGGCCGUGCCCGGGCCCUGCUCCUGCCCCUACAGCUGGAGCCACAACCCCUCCAGCAGCUCCUCGCCCGCUCCCCCACACCUUGUCUUGGGACUUCUCGAGUUCCAGUAUCGUUUUGUACUGCUGUUUUUUUAAACUAAACACAUUUCAGUAUGCUGAGAUCCUGAUUUUAACAGAUGCGCAGUUAGGGUUUUUUUUUUUUGAGAUCA